Molecule: messenger RNA, 2902 nt
Organism: Lottia gigantea (owl limpet)
Lineage: Eukaryota; Metazoa; Mollusca; Gastropoda; Lottiidae
Exons: 16
Coding region: 137-2902 (921 amino acids)
Cellular component (GO): nucleoplasm
Molecular function (GO): calcium ion binding
Source: RefSeq, a predicted model, not a curated record
CAGAAUAAAUACAUUAACAACCUUCCUCUGGAUUAUUUUAAUUUCAAUAUAUGACGAUAUAACACAGAAUAAAUAGGAAAUAAGACAGGAAUACAAACCGACACAGUUUACUUCUGACUAUCAACCAAAAACCACAAUGUCUCAAUUAGGAUUAGCACGACCUGCAUCACAGAUGAGCGUCAUGCAGACUAGAAUGUCACUUCCGGAAAUACAGCAUCCUCUUUCAAGGAUGAGCAAUCCAGGAAAUAUGAACGUUACCGGGGUAUCUAAAUCACAAGAUAGACCAUUUUCUCAGAUGUCUCAAGGUCGUCCGCUAGCUAAUGAAGAGCAACUGUUCGUUAGGAAGAGUUUUAGUGCCAUGGGUCGACGUGAGAGUCGAUUGCGUUUCAGAAAAGAUAAUUUUGCUCAGCCUCCACCUGCAAUCGACAGUAUACCAGAAGGGGUGGAAGUUUCUCAAGGUGAUCCAACCAAAACAAGAAUGCCUAUUUUCGGAAGUCGAGCAGAAAUGGCUGAUAGAGAAGAUAUAGUACCACCAAGUCGUGCUGGUAGAAUGUCAGCAGCAUCAACACAAGCUAGACUAGAAAUAGAUGAGCUUGAAUCAUUAUUAAGAGGGAAGGUGAAGAAUAAUUACCGUGAAAUCAAGAAAAGAUUUAAAGACAAUGAUCCCGAAUUGAAGGGUAAUGUUACAAGAGAAGCUUUAAGCAGAAUAUUGAUGGUGAUAUUAAACCGACAACUCUCCCAAUCUGUUAUAUCGCGACUAUUAGAACGAUUACAUCUCAAGGAGAAGUCAGUUAUCAGUUUUACAGAAUUUCACUCAGCUUUCAGAGUGGAUGAAGACAGGAAUUAUCCUAAAUGGAUGGAUCCAGUCACCAGAAACGACAAAGUGAAUAUGUCCGCCUCACAAGUUCACACACAAUUAAAAGAGAAAGCAAAACAAAGGUUUAUGGAUCUGGCUGAUAUGAUUCCGCAGAUAAAUCCAGGUGGAUCUGGUCGAAUCUUGAAACCAGAAUUCAGACAAAUGUUGAGUAAGAUGAUGUUUUAUUUGGAAGAUGAAGAAUUUGAUAAGCUCUGGAAUAAAUAUGAUAGAGAUUGUGAAGGAGUUAUAAAGGGUGAAAAGUUUCUUAAAGCACUGGGUAUACAAUGGAGAGGUAUGUCAGCCGAAAGUGAGAAAUGUCCUCUCUCACCGGUUGUAGAACAAGGAAAUCCAUCACCAGAAUCUGAGAGAAGUAGCAGCCGAACACCAAAACGCAGAGAAGUAGAGAGAAGGCAACAGUUAGAUAUUGAGCGGUGGUUAAAAGAUAAAUUUAGAGAGGGAUUCUUUAACAUGAAAGAAAGCUUUGAAGUCAAAGAUAUUGACAAAUCUGGCGUGGUAUCCUACGAUGAUUUUCUAGAAGUUUUAGAAACACACGGUCUCAAGCUGGACAAAACUCUUCUCGGGGCAUUCCUUUCGCGCUGCAGUGUAAAAGUUCAAGGCCGGGGAAUACCCUAUAGAGAAUUCCUCCAUAGAUUCCAAGACAGAUCCGAAGAUGGAAUGGUCCAUAAUAUCUUAUCUCAAACUAAGCACAGAUUUAACAAGCCAGGCAGUCCUAGUAAUAAUUCAACGUUAAGUGCUAUAGAAUCACAGUUAAUGAACAUGUUUCAACGAGAUUUCCUGGCUCUUCUUGCUACGUUCAAGAAUAUUGACAAGUUGGGUCAGGACAGAAUUAGCUUAGAGGAAUUUCGAGCUGCGGUUGAAAGUCGUUUUAAUCUGGAAUUAACAGACGGGCAAUUUGAUUCUUUUAUUGAUCGUCUGCCAUUGGAUGAAGACGGCGACGUUAUCUAUGGUGAAUUUAUGAAACAAUUUGAUACCAAAGGAAAAGCGCAGAGUUUAUUUACUGGAAAGAAGAAGGUAGAUAUUCCACUCCAGGAAGAAUAUCUCGAGGAAGCACCUAGCCAUCGACAUCCUAAAGAAAUAUUUAAAGUCAUUAAAGAUUUACUGAGUAGGAAAUUCCAAGAAGUGGAGAAGGAGUUUUAUGAUCUUGACGACACCAAUACUAGACGUAUUACACAAGAGAUGAUGUAUCAGCUUCUUAAAAGGUUUAAUAUAAAGCCUCACGUUUCUCGGGGUGAAAUACGGGAUUUGUGGAAGACGUUUAUCACCAACUCCGACAGAACUCUUGACUAUCAUCAGUUUGUCCGCCAUUUUGGAUUCAGUAUUAGAUCUGCGGCCUAUCCCAAUGCUAAAUAUUGUCCUCCGCGACAUGGCGACUCUGAUUGUAUGGUUAGAUCCAGGAAACUGAAUUCUACGAGAGAUUUAUUAGAAGAUAAUGUUCGAUCCAAGAUUGAGCUUUUGUUUGACGAUCUACGCCGAGAAUUUCAGUCUAUGGAUGUAUUUAACACUGGGUUUAUAACAGUAGAGGAAUUUAAAGAUAUUUUAUUGGAACUAAAUAUACACUUGUCUGAAGUUGAACUAGAUAAUAUUACUAGGAAGUUUAAUACUAGAAAUGAUGGCAGGGUCUCUUAUGUUGAAUUCUUGAAACCAUAUGAAUGGAAACAGCAAACAUGGCGUCAUGGUAACGAUAUGGCUACUGUUUUACAACAACCACUAGCAGAAGAUGAUGGAGCCAUUAGUCUACAUGGUAUAACUAAUAAGCUAAGAGAAAAGAUGUCGGGAGAUUGGAAGACGUUACGACGCGCAUUCCGGAAGUUAGAUCUGAAUGGAAAUGGAUAUCUAUCCCUGCCUGAAUUCAAAUCUGUGUUAAAACUAGCGAAUGUUAUUCUAGACGAAGACGAAAUAUAUCAUGUAAUGUCUGAAUUUGACAAAGGAAUGUCAGGCAAGAUUUCCUAUGAUCAGUUUAUACAAGAAACCUUGAGACCAAAUACAAGACUGAGUACUGCUGGUACCAAAUCUGUUAUGUUAUGA